UCAUUCCCAUGCAAUUCUCCAAAUCCAUCAAUUAAUUUAUACAAAUACCUCCAAGUAGCAAUUAAACACAUUAAACCCAACCCAUGGCUGAUCAUCCUCUUGUUCUGCAGAUACAUCCACCACAACCGCACCUUCAGCGCUCCUCGAGCACGGAGCUGGGUUCAGAACUAGCAAAUUCAUCAUCAACACCGCCAUCAGCAAACCCCAUGGCAACAAAUCCUGAACAGUUUGUGUUGCAAAUUGGACAAUCAUCAACAGCGCCACCACAGCAUGAAGGUAUUUUAAACCUCAAGGUAGGUAAGCCAAUUUUGCUACACAUAAACUCCUUAACACCGCCACCAAACCCACCACCACCACCACCACCAAAGCCAGAAAACCAAAACCAUGAUCUCCCUGCACCAUCUGAUGAUCAGAAACACCAACUGAAUGCCAUUGUUACACAGUCAACCCCAGCUGCUGAUAAAAUGAAGAUUAAUAAGAACCAAAAACUAAGCACUGCAGGAAGCCUUGCAAACCUUUUACCCACUGGCACAGUUCUUGCCUUCCAAGCCCUCACACCUUCUAUUUCCUACAACGGCCGAUGCCACACGUUCAACAAGUACCUUGUGGCAUUUGUCAUACUAGUUUGUUCUGUCAUAUGUUUUGUGUCAUCCUUCACUGAUAGCCUGCCAUGGGAAGGCAAAGUAUACUACGGCGUCGCCACAUCCACGCAUCUUCAUGUUUUGAACGAUGACGAUAACGAGACUCGUACAAACAAUGACAUUCAGCAGGAGUUGAAGAAGUUGAAAGUCCAAACUAGAGACUUUAUUCAUGCGUUUCUGUCGGUGUUUGUGUUCUUGAUCUUUGCUUUUAGCAGCUCAGAAGUGCAAGGCUGCUACUUUCCUAAAUCAAGAGAAUUGGAGUAUUCACUCGUCAUAUAUUUGCCUUUAGUGGUUGGCCUUUUCUCAAGUUUCUUGUUCUCCGUUUUUCCGACUAAACGCAGAGGGAUUGGAUGUGCAUGAACAAUCAUUAUGUACACCAAUAUAUAUUAUAUAUAUAUAAAGUGCGCACGUCCCGCAUAGGAUAUAUAUUCUACCUUUUAUUUUAGGGAUGUAAGAAUUUGAUCCCUAUCUAUUUACCCGAAAUCUGCUAGCACUCGAAAGAGAUAAAUAAAAAUGGAACUUGCACCUCAAG
Molecule: messenger RNA, 1173 nt
Organism: Prunus avium (sweet cherry)
Lineage: Eukaryota; Viridiplantae; Streptophyta; Magnoliopsida; Rosales; Rosaceae
Source: RefSeq, a predicted model, not a curated record